Molecule: messenger RNA, 879 nt
Organism: Schistocerca americana (American grasshopper)
Lineage: Eukaryota; Metazoa; Arthropoda; Insecta; Orthoptera; Acrididae
Product: trypsin-1-like
Exons: 7
Coding region: 1-879 (292 amino acids)
Biological process (GO): proteolysis
Molecular function (GO): serine-type endopeptidase activity
Source: RefSeq, a predicted model, not a curated record
AUGGCGGUGGCGGCGCGUGUCCUGUUGGCGGUAACGGUCCUGUGUGGGCUGGGCGUCGGCCGCGGGUGGGGACUUAACCGUAGCUUCCAAACCCUCGCCGGCCGCAUCAUAGGGGGAAGAAAUGCCUCCAUCCUGGAGUUCCCCUACCAGGUGUCGCUGCAACGCAAGUAUAUCCUCGGCAACGGCGGCAGCCACUUUUGUGGUGGCUCCAUCAUCGACGCCCGUCACAUGCUCACCGCUGGUCACUGCCUCUACCCGUACCGGCAAACUCUGAGCCGAGUGAUAGUGUCAGCUGGCAUGACCAACGUCAUGGACUUCGACGAUCCGAACCUCCAGACCCAGGCAGCGGAGGCGGCAUUCAUCCACGACGGCUUCGACAACGAUAAGCUCACCUACGACAUCGGAAUCCUCAGGGUGGCGGGGAGCUUCAGCCUGGACGGGACGUAUGUGGCGCCAAUCGCCUUGCAGAAUGACACGCCUCCUGCGGGCAGCAUCUGCACUAUCACCGGGUGGGGGUACGUCGAACAGGACGAGUAUCAUGUGUUGCCCGCAAUCCUACAAGCCGUAGAUCUGCCGCUCAUUCUGACGAAGGAGUGCGCUGAAAUGUACGUCGAUUACGAUAACCCAGACAACGAAGUACGAGAGGACAACAUCUGCGCUGGACUAGAGGAAGGAGGGAAGGACUCCUGCAACGGAGACAGCGGAGGGCCGAUGGCUUGUGGCGGUAUACUGACGGGUCUGGUGUCCUGGGGUCACGACAUAUGUGGCAUCCCCGGCUACCCUGGGGUCUACACCAGUGUCCCCUACUACGCUGACUGGAUCGCCGACACGCUCGCUGCCAGCUACGCCGAAUUAUCUCUCAAGAGGCUGCAACCGUAG